GGGCGUGGCGCAUGCGCACAACCUCUCUUUCCUUUAUUACGCGUGCAUUCGUCAUCCACCUCCAAGGACAACAACCUUUUUUUUCAUCGUUUUCUCUUGAGUAAUUUGUUGAAACGACAAGAGAGCUGAAACGAGAAAGACACAGAGACUGUUUUCGACCACGGGACUACAUCCGGGGUACCUGGCCAGUGUGCUUUGAUCGAGAAUAUCCACCCAUGUGCCUUGGAGAAACAAAUGGAGCACACAAAUGUGGGCGUCGGUAACCUAUCCAGACAUCGUCAACUAUCUCCUCUUCUGGACCAACCAAAGAAUUACAAAGAGAGAGGGAGAGCGGUUCGACCGGGACGAGUCCCAAGUGGAGCCCGCACCUCUUUCCCGACUUCCACGGCACACAUUGGCCUGGAUACAAGUACCGGUGAUGAAGGUCAUAUUUACACAAUAUCAGGGGAUGAUCAGGGGACAAAAAUGGAAAAAAAGAAGCGGGGUGCUCAAAGAGAGAGAAAGAAGGGAAAUGGAAAGAAGAAAAAACACAUAGGAGAGACUGCAGAGGAGUUGGUGGGGACAACAGAGAGGGAUGAACAGGAAAAGAGCAGAGGAAAGAGUGAUGAAAAUGAAAGCACGAAGGAGAUCGAGGAGGAAAACAAAGAAAAGAGAGCAAGGAAGAAGAAGAAAAUAAGAGAAAAGAUGGAGGAAGUGAAAGAGGAUGAGGAUGAAAACGUCAAGAGGAAAAAGAAACAGGAAAGUACCCAAAAAGAAGAGAGAAAAGACAACAUUUGUAAACGGGAGGAGAAGAUGGAAGGAGAUGUCGCAAUGAUGAAAAAGCGCAAGAAAACCUGUGAAACCAGUUCAGAGCGGGAAACCAGUGAGGCAGACGGCAACGAGGAAGAGGACAGCGAUGAGGAAGCGUUGAGUCUGACAGCGGAGGAGCUGCAGGAGCUCAAAGAGCAAGUGGACGACAGGAAGGCGCUGAUCCAAAAUCUCCGCGGGAAGCCGUGGGCAAUGAAAAACAAGAUCUUCGCUUUACGGGAGUCUCAGGAGUUCGUCGAGAACUAUCAGGGGGCGUUGGGCAGGGGCAAAGGUCGCAGGUUCUACGCAUACAAACUCGUGAUGAACAAGAAAUGGAUGAAGUUUCAACGUGACUUUGAAAACUUCAAAAGUGCCUGCAUCCCAUGGGAGAUGAAAAUCAAAGAGAUUGAAAGUCACUUUGGCUCUUCUGUUGCGUCCUACUUCAUCUUCCUGAGGUGGAUGUACGGCGUCAACAUGAUCUCCUUCGGCUUGACCUUUGGCCUGGUCAUGGUGCCGGAGGCGCUAAUGGGGCAGCCCUACGGCAGCAUCACCAGAAAGACGGUCCCGAGGUCUGAGGAAGGGCGCGCCAUGGACUUUGCUGUCUUGUGGGACUUUGGGGGUUACGCGCAGUACUCCGUCCUCUUCUAUGGAUACUACAAUGACCAGCGCGCUAUUGGCUGGCUCAAGUUUCGUAUGCCUCUGUCUUACUUCCUGGUCGGCGUAGGAACGGUGGCCUACAGCUACAUGGUGGUCAUUAGAACGAUGGCCCGUAAUUCAAACGAGACCGGGGUGGGAAACGACAACAGCUUUCAUUUCAGCUGGAAAAUGUUCACAAGUUGGGACUACCUGAUAGGGAACUCCGAAACUGCGGAUAAUAAGUUCGCCUCCAUCACCACCAGCUUUAAGGAAGCCAUCUUGGACGAGCAAGCGAGCUGUAAGGACGAUAACGUCCAUCUGACCCGCUUCCUGCGCGUGCUGGCCAAUUUCCUGGUCUUGUGCUGCCUAGCCGGAAGUGGGUACCUCAUUUAUUUUGUCGUGCGGCGCUCCCAAAAGUUUGCCCUGGAUGGAAUGGAAAACCAUUCCUGGUGGGAAAGGAAUGAGGUAAAUGUGGUCAUGUCCUUACUGGGCAUGUUUUGCCCCAUGCUGUUUGACAUCAUUAGCACCCUGGAGAACUACCACCCUCGAGUCGCCCUGCAGUGGCAGCUGGGGCGCAUCUUCGCUCUCUUCUUGGGAAACCUCUACACCUUCAUCAUUGCCCUCAUGGACGAGAUCAACCUCAAACGCGAAGAGGAACAAAUAGUCAAGUUGAAUAUCACACGGUGGGAAACAAGUUUUUCCAACGGCACGCAAUCAGAAAAUGGCACUGCCGUUGAUCCUGCCGACGUGCCCCGGGGGCCCUGCUGGGAGACCAUGGUGGGCCAGGAGUUUGUGCGCCUCAUCAUCUCUGACACCAUGACAACCUACGCCACUCUGCUUAUCGGUGAUUUUCUGAGGGCCAUGCUGGUUCGUUUCCUCAACUACUGCUGGUGCUGGGACCUGGAGGCUGGAUUUCCGUCAUACUCUGAGUUUGAUGUCAGUGGGAAUGUUCUUGGGUUGAUCUUCAAUCAAGGAAUGAUAUGGAUGGGGGCCUUCUACGCUCCUUGCCUGCCCGCCCUGAACCUCCUGCGACUGCACGUGUCCAUGUACCUCCAGUGCUGGGCCGUCAUGUGCUGCGACGUGCCGCAGGAACGGGUCUUCAAGGCCUCUCGCUCCAACAACUUCUACAUGGCCAUGCUGCUGGUCAUCCUCUUCCUGUCUACGCUGCCCGCAAUGUACACCAUUGUCACCAUCCCGCCGUCUUUCGAUUGCGGACCGUUCAGCGGGAAGAGUCGGAUGUUUGAUGUCAUCCACGAGAUGCUCGAGUUAGACUUCCCGGCCUGGUUUGGAAAGGUGUUCAGCUACGCGUCAAAUCCGGGACUGGUGCUUCCCUUCAUGUUGUUGAUGGUGCUGGCCAUUUAUUACCUGCAAUCCACAUCCAAAAGCCACAAAGAAGCAAAUGUUGAACUGAAGAAAAAACUCCAGACGCAAACUGAAUACAACAAACAAAAGAACAAGCAAUCUGCGUUGAAGGCCGCAGCGGAUUUGGAAGAGGCCACGAAAGAUGCAGAAAUACUGAAGAAGACCGGAAAUGGGAAAGAAAAGCACAAGAGAUGUCAGAAAUCACAUCGCGGCAAGAAUGGCCCCAAUUCUGCUGCCUCCAGAGGCCAAGUACGUCCGGGGAGAAGAACCCCGGCAUUCGGGGGUCAUCGCCAUGGCAACACUGAGCCUUCUCCACACCUGCCUGGUUUCACACAGCAAAGUCAUCAGAAGAUCGACACGGUGCCAAGGCUGCAGAGACGCUGAGUGCGUUAGCCUGAUGAACGCUAGCAAAACAAAAAGUACCGCAGCAAAAAAUUGUCGGACACCGAGCCUUAAAUCACAGGUGUCAAACUCGAGGCCCGGGGGCCAGAUCCGGCCUGCCACGUGAUUUUAUGUGACCCGCAAAGGCAAAAUCAUGUGUGUCUCGUUAAAAAUGUGUUCCAAAAUUUCAAAUUGUCAUGUCAUAAAUGAUACCGUUGAGAUAUUGCAACCAUCUUCGUGUUACCAAACAACAACAAUACCCUUGAUUUCUGAUUCCAAAACACGUUCUGAAAUUUCAUGUGUAAAUAUGAUGAGACGAUUCAAGAUUUUUAUGGUUUCAGUCAUAACAGCCCUCUGAGGGAAACCAUAACUGCUACGUGGCCUGUGACAAAAAAGAAUUUGACGCCCCUGCACUAAAUGAAGUUUUGGGCACAAUUGCACAUUUAUGGCGUUAAAUGAAUAAAAUGUUGUACUAAUUAAUUAACUCUAAUGACCCAAGAAGCUACGAGAGUGUAUUGUUUAUUAAGAUUGACGUGAUACUGAAUAAGAAUUCAUUUACUGUAGCGUAUACAGUAUCUAUUAUUUGUUUUGUAUGUAUUGUAGUUUUCUUUUUUCCACCAUACAUUAAUAACAUCGAUAAACUCUUCAAAACUUGACCUCUUUCAUCAGCAGCGCUGUUUGUCAUUUGCUCAACAACCUUAACAGCCUCAAUAUCAGGGCUGGUUGCAUUCAAAUUUGUUCAUGCUUAUAAAAUUAGAGAUAGUUGAAUAUUAUCUGCCGACAGGAACUUUUAAAAUCACAUAAACGUAUCGCAAAGGUCGUUCUCAUUACGUCUCCUUUAUCUGAAUAAUGCAGCCAUUGUACCGGCAUCCUUUGGACUUGUGAUCGGCGGCGUUCAAUUGCGCCAAAGGCUUAAUUGUAAAUCCGUCGGUCGUGGUCUCCUGAGCAGAGCGUCAUCGCGUUACGAAGAUGUCCGACUUGAAUUAUCUGAUAACUGCGCCUUGUCGGAUCCGAUCAAAUGUCCGAGCGGCUGUUCUGCUCCGUGGUCCUGUCGCUCAGCAGUCUCGCACCUGACCUAGUACAAGGCAAAGUUUCCUGUCAGCUAAUACAUA
Messenger RNA from Syngnathoides biaculeatus (alligator pipefish), 4277 nucleotides. It is a transcript of the gene tmc1, whose product is annotated as transmembrane channel-like 1. NCBI's taxonomy places the organism in Eukaryota, Metazoa, Chordata, Actinopteri, Syngnathiformes, Syngnathidae. The transcript has 22 exons. Gene Ontology annotation, molecular function: mechanosensitive monoatomic ion channel activity. The record is from RefSeq and is a predicted model, not a curated record. The coding region runs from base 235 to 3168 and encodes 977 amino acids. Gene Ontology annotation, cellular component: plasma membrane. Gene Ontology annotation, biological process: vestibular reflex; detection of mechanical stimulus involved in sensory perception of sound.